AUGGGAAGUGCUUGGGCGGCCUACUCCUACAAUCAGGGCCGCUUUCAGUUCGAUGCAGGUCAGAAGCAGACAUCCGCACACCAAAUGAUAAACAUGCGCAUCCAGCAGUGGGGUCUCUUCAGGGAGGACAUUCGUGAUCUCUUCAACUUGACCACAUCGCAUAUGAGCACCUACAUGGUGGUCGGCACCUUGUUCUUGGGCUUCAGUGUCAGCUUCAUCUGGAACAGCCCCAAUUUUCCAGCAAAUCCUCCCUGGCUGAAGCUCUUCUGGAUCAACACUUUUGUUGCAGCCAUGUGCUACGGCUUCCUUGCAGUGUGGCUGGCUAUGCAUGGCGCGAUCGCAGCUCAAUCUGCCAGUGUGCAGUUGUUGACCCGCGCGGUGCGACCUCCAUAUCCGACCGCUACGGAACUCAAGCAAGUUCGACAUGAGCUUGCACAGUACGAAGCCUCGCCGCAGAAGUUCUUUACACCUCCAAACCUUCUUGGCGCAGAAGCAGCAGCUGGAGCAGCGGGCCGGAGAACUUCUCAGCCAGCAGGGCUCGAACUUCAAAAUGCACAAGUGAGCGCUCAGGUGGGCUUCAAAGAGACCCGCUUAAAUAUGUCAGCCCUGCUUGACCCUGACAGGAUGCUUUGGAGGAUUCGUCGCUACCCACAGGAACACCACUUCAAGGUCCGCAAGGUCCGCAAGGCUCUACAGGACAAUUGCCUUUGUCAAGAAUUGUGCACAUCCUAA
Molecule: messenger RNA, 732 nt
Organism: Symbiodinium pilosum
Lineage: Eukaryota; Dinophyceae; Suessiales; Symbiodiniaceae
Source: the annotation of a GenBank genome assembly